AUGCGCAGUACUCCCAUGCUGCUCGCGCAGACUUUCGGACAGAAGGAGACAGAGAGCUUUCUGCGGAGUUACAAACCGCCAGUGUACGAUCAAGGUGAUGAUGAUCUCGAUGACGUGUUUGUUGUCUCGAACGAUGAAAUCCCGUCCAAGAUUGAACCCAAGGACAAGCUGAAGCCUUCGCAAGACAUGCAAGAUGAGCUUGAAAAUUUCUUCAAGACAUCCGUUCUUAGACAACACCCGGACUUGUUAAACUUUUAG
Messenger RNA from Guillardia theta CCMP2712, 258 nucleotides. RefSeq lists its product as hypothetical. Lineage: Eukaryota; Cryptophyceae; Pyrenomonadales; Geminigeraceae. The transcript has 4 exons. The coding region runs from base 1 to 258 and encodes 85 amino acids. The record is from RefSeq and is a predicted model, not a curated record.